Molecule: messenger RNA, 4144 nt
Organism: Oenanthe melanoleuca
Lineage: Eukaryota; Metazoa; Chordata; Aves; Passeriformes; Muscicapidae
Gene: CXXC4
Product: CXXC finger protein 4
Exons: 2
Coding region: 21-1142 (373 amino acids)
Cellular component (GO): nucleus
Molecular function (GO): methyl-CpG binding; zinc ion binding
Source: RefSeq, a predicted model, not a curated record
CCCCCCCCGCCCCGGCCACCAUGAACACCAACGUGUGCGUGGAGAGUGGCCCCAACCCCGAGGCGCCGGGGCUGCCCAAGGACAGCCACCUGCCCGAGGGGGCCCUCAACAGCCUUGUGGAUUACAACUCGGAGAUGGAGAGGUACCGCUCCUUCGCCACCUUCUACAAGACCAACGGCGGCGCCUUCCCCCAGGCGGCCAAGAUCGCCCGCAUCACCACCCCCAUCUUCCCCAGCGCGGCCGCCGCCGCCGCCGCCCGCAUCGGCAUGUCCCCCUGGAACUGCGACACCGCCACGGCCGCCGCCGCCACCGCCAUGCUCUGGGGCAGCGGCGGCGGCGGCGGCGCGGCGGGCGGCGCGAGGAAACCCUCCUCCUCCUCCUCCUCCGCCGCCGCCGCCGCCGCCUCCGCGGCCGCCGCCGCCGCCUCCUCGCUGCACGCCGGCAGGGGCGGCAUGCACCACCGGAGCGACUCGCAGCGGCUGGGCAAGCCCGGCUGCCCGCCGGCCGAGCAGCCCGCCCUGCCCAUGGCCAACGGCAACUUCCUCUCCACCCUCGCCCCCGAGCACUGCCGGCCGCUGGCCGGGGAGUGCAUGAACAAGCUCAAGUGCGGCGCCGCCGAAGCCGAGAUCAUGAACCUCCCCGACCGCGUCGGCACCUUCUCGGCCAUCCCGGCGCUGGGCGGCCUCUCCCUGCCCCCCGGGGUCAUCGUCAUGACGGCCCUGCACUCCCCCGCCGCGGCCUCGGCCGCCGUCACAGACAGCGCCUUCCAGAUCGCCAACCUGGCGGACUGCCCGCAGAGCCACGCCUCGGCCUCGCCCGCCUCCGCGGCCGGGGCCGGGGCGGGCAACCCCGCCAAGAAGAAGCGGAAACGCUGCGGGGUGUGCGUGCCCUGCAAGCGGCUCAUCAACUGUGGAGUCUGCAGCAGUUGCAGGAACCGCAAAACGGGACACCAGAUCUGCAAAUUUAGGAAAUGUGAAGAGCUUAAGAAAAAACCGGGCACUUCGUUAGAGGUCAGAGGAGAUGAUUUCUUUUUCCCCAGCCUCCCGCCGUCCCUCCUCAACCCCCUGCCCCCGCCCCUCCAGUGCUUCUUGUCUAGCUUCAAGAUGCAGCAUCCCUUCUCCGAGGCCUCCUUCAGGCUCUGAGGGAGCCCCGCCGCGGGCGCGGCUCCCCGCGGCGCGGCCCCGCCGCCCGCCCCUCUCCGCCCCGCAGGGAAGAGAAACGCCGCCUCCCGCGGCGCCCCGCCGAGCCGGGCCCCGGCCGCUGCUCCCGGCCCCGGGCCCCGGAGGGACGGCCGGGGGGCGCCGGCCCCCGCCCCGCCAGCUCGUGGCCGUUACGGAACGAUGCUAACCUGGUUUACCUGCCGUGCUGUUUCCAUAAGACUGCUGGCUCUCUGGUUCCUUUUUCUUCUUUUCUUUUUAUUUCUCUUUCUCCCCCCUUUUUUUUUUUUUCUCCCCCGCUCUUUUUAAUUAUUGGCAAUCAUGACGAUUCGGGGCGGUUUGUAGGAAUGGGGAGGUGGGAAAGGGAAAGUUUUAGCUGAACACCAGGCUCUUGCUGUCAGAAGUUCAGGGAAAGCAAUGGCGAGUUCAUCUCCAGGUUAGCUGGUAGCAGUUUGUCCCAGACAGACAACGGGCCAUGGAGCCCAGUAGUAGGUGAAACGCACCCAAGUGAUCUCUUUGGCAAUGUCUUUUGUGAAAUAACCUGCUUGCGAUGUAUUAAACACAAUGGAAGAAUAGCACAGGUAUGACUGAACUGAUUUCUGACUAAACUGUAUGUAUGGUUAUUUUUACAACGUUUCCUCGGAACUGACAAUGUAUUGUGUUCCCCAAAGCUGUAACAACAGGUUUUCAGAUUUGCUAGAUGUAUGAGAGACAGGCAGAUCCCGUGUCGCAGACAUUUCAGUUAUUGUAUUGGGUGCGACAGACAAUGGGAACCAAAAUACACAAUCGUGAGGAAAAUGGCAAUUGGAUGGUAUCGUUAGGGGAAGGAAACAAGUGAGGGGAAAGACUAGUAAUCAUACUUAAUUCCUUGUCAUUAUUAAAAUUAUAGUGUUUCUGGUUCGACACGCAUCUCAGAUGCGUCUGAAGGUGUCGGGGAUGAUGGAUUUAGUACAGAGGAGUAGUGUGUGGUGGGUGACACCAAGAUUUGUAGUCACAGAAAUCAGCAGCUAAGUGAGAAAUUGCAACUUCCCUCCGUGUGUGUGUGUGUGUGUGUGUGCCUCUGCGUGUUUGCAUAGCGGUUUAUUCCCUUGCUCAUUGCUUGCAGGAUCUCUCUCCAAGAAAAGAUGGGAUGAGGGAUUCCAGCGAAAAAGCAACACUUAGAGCCAAUUAAUUUGUUCUGUGUUAAAUAAAUUGAGAUAAUAGUGUUGGUAUUGACAUUGCCAUGGGACAGAAGCAACAUUUGGGGGUUAACUGACAUUUGGCUGAUAGCAUUAACUGUUUCCUAACCAGCCUCAUCAAAGCAACUAAUUAAUUCCUUCUUGAAAGAGUGAACUGUCCUUGCUGAAAGUUUAAUUCAUAGCUCUGCAUCAUUUUAGUUCUUUUUUUUGUGAGUGGUGACCCAGCAUUGCUAGCACAAAAACCAGGAUGGACUUCCCAGGGGAUAGACGGGGUUUUCAGCUCUUGUGUUUCUCAAUAAUAUGCCUCUGUUGGUUUUGUAACAAGUUUGCAACAAGGAUAGUUAAUGCCCUGGUCUGUUAAUACUGAGUACAGCUUAAAAGAGACUCCCUGAACCAGAGGCAUGGAGAAUUCCCCCCCCCACAGCCCAGCACUGAGAGUGCCUUUGUGUGCCAGGUUCCCUCAUUAGGCUUGCAAACCAGAGUGCUGCUGGGAUUUAAUGUUUGUGAUAAAUGAUAGGUUCUGAUGGUUUAUCGAUUUGUGCAGAAAGUGAGCUAUCUCUGGAAGAAACAAAUUUGUACAUUAUCAGAUCUUCCUAUGGGUUUGUGUGCAUCUCUGAGCACAUUUCCAGAACUUCCUUGCUCCUGACAAAGGUGCUUGGUAGUGUUAAAACUUUUCAGGAGUGCUAUGAAAAUGCCUCCCGUUAAAGUUGUUUAACCACUGUGACUAGUAAAACCCAUGGUUUAAUUAGCCACUUGUGAGCUAUCAUAACCAGCUGCCUUCACUUCUUUCCUUCAUUCUCUCUUCCCCUACUUGCUCUCUCCUGUUUGUGCUCCGUCAGAUACGUAAGCACAAAAGCUCCUCUGCUACUCCAUUGUGGCUCGAAGGAAACAGGUUUCUCUUUCCAGCUGUGGAGAUGUCAGUAAGGCAUCACUUCUCUGCAGGUCGUGGCCCAUCACAAAGUUUUGUCACAGGAUGUGGCUAAUUUCUUUACAGAAGUGUGGUUUGUCAGUGGGAGAGGAAGAAUAACUUGCUUCCUUAUGCCUUCUUUCUUCUUUAUAGAAAAUUUAAAUUAACUAUUAAAGUGACAGAAGGGCUGCCUACAGAGCAGGUGCAGCAGCAGUGCUUUGGCUGUGUGGCCACCAGCCGGAAGGGUGUCAGAGGGUGGCAGGGCCUCCCCGAGGGCCCUGCAGCAGCAGUGUUGGAGUUGGGGGUGGGCAAGGGCAACCUCCCUGCGGAGUGAGUGGCUGGAGUGACCCAUUUGGCCUGUGCUCCUGGGGAAUCCACCGCCCUGUGUGGAUGAUCCCCUGGCACCUCAGGUAGACACGCUCCCAUGGAUAUGUGUCAAGGAUUGAGGGGCUCACGUUCCACUACACACUUAGGUGAUUCGUGGAUCGCGCUCGACAGUGGCUGCAAAGUGCAGGGGUGAUUUGCGGCAGGGGGUGGGACCAUUUUAAAAGCAAAUGAAAAAUUAGAAAAAUACCAAUAAAAUGUAAACUGGCUGAUCCCACAGAAACCAUUUUCCUCUUUUUCCUUUAAUUCUCUUCUAACUGGUGUAACGAAGGCAUAGGAUAUAACUCUCAAAGACAGUAUAUGGAGACAGACUCACAUGAAUGCUUUCCAGUUCCUGACCCUUGCAUUUUUCAUGGAAUGCUUCUUGCCCAGCAUUUUUUUUAAACAUUUGAGUUAUUUUUUCUUACUUUUCUUGUAUUGUUUUCACAUUAAAAGUGUCCCAAUGCUCUAGUAUUUUUCAUAGAAUGUUAUUAUUACUAGGAAAUUUUAUGUACAGCAAUAAUAAAUCUAUAAAAAUC